Messenger RNA from Centruroides sculpturatus (bark scorpion), 777 nucleotides. Its product is annotated as U-box domain-containing protein 70-like. The record is from RefSeq and is a predicted model, not a curated record. Gene Ontology annotation, molecular function: ATP binding. The coding region runs from base 1 to 777 and encodes 258 amino acids. The transcript has 6 exons. Lineage: Eukaryota; Metazoa; Arthropoda; Arachnida; Scorpiones; Buthidae.
AUGCGCAUGCGUCAUUUGUUGGUUAGUUAUCAUUCAGCUGAAGUUACUCGAAACUCUGAUUCAAAAAUUUUGAAUAAAGAAUCAAAGUUAAAUUCGUUAUCACAAAGUGCAUAUGAAAAAAGCAUUCCAAAAGAAGAUACACACAAGUUGCCAACAACUAAUAAAAAGUCUGAAAAUAGUUCUGAGUCUGCAAAUUUUGAAUAUCAUAAAAAAGAGAAAGAUGAUAAAGCAUUACAGAAAGAAGGAAAACUUCCUCACAACAUUUCAAAAAAACAUAAAAAAACCGAAAUGCGCAUGCGUCAUUUGUUGGUUAGUUAUCAUUCAGCUGAAGUUACUCGAAACUCUGAUUCAAAAAUUUUGAAUAAAGAAUCAAAGUUAAAUUCAUUAUCACAAAGUGCAUAUGAAAAAAGCAUUCCAAAAGAAGAUACACACAAGUUGCCAACAACUAAUAAAAAGUCUGAAAAUAGUUCUGAGUCUGCAAAUUUUGAAUAUCAUAAAAAAGAGAAAGAUGAUAAAGCAUUACAGAAAGAAGGAAAACUUCCUCACAACAUUUCAAAAAAACAUAAAACUGCAGCCAGUGAAUUCAGUUCUUUAGAAGAAGCCCUUCCUUCAAUUUCUAUUAAGCAAGUAUCAUAUAUUGAUAUUGUAAAAUCUACAAAUAAUUUUAGUUCAGAGAAAAUUUUAGGUCAAGGAGGAUUUGGCAUAGUAUAUAAGGGAGAAUUAUGGAAAAUUCCUGUUGCCAUAAAGAGACUGAAACCACUGGCUACACUCAUUUGA